Molecule: messenger RNA, 998 nt
Organism: Musa acuminata AAA Group (dessert banana)
Lineage: Eukaryota; Viridiplantae; Streptophyta; Magnoliopsida; Zingiberales; Musaceae
Exons: 4
Coding region: 570-845 (91 amino acids)
Source: RefSeq, a predicted model, not a curated record
UGGCAGCAACCAAUGGUGUGUGUCAUCAGCACUUAAAAUUGGUCAUCAGGAGGAGAGGCGACUCUUAGCGAUAGCCAGCUUGACAAUAGUCCUCCCACGUGUUGAUGUGGUGGACUGCGGAUGACCCCACUCCUGGGAUGAGGCGAAGGGGGCCCUCCGUACUUGUUCAAAGGAAGCUGCAACACCAUAGUGCUGUCAUUGGAGUGAAAGGAAGGCCCUCCGUACUCGAACAGCACUAGUGAUCUCACCGAGUCUUUCAUGAUCACGCACUACUGGCUUGGUGAGCUUUUCUCCUCCUUUCUGCCAUCCAUUUCCCCACAAUGGUGCAUCUUCCAAGAGUCUCGGAAGAAUUCUUGGUGUGCAGCCCAGCUUCCUUCCCUUCCCUUUGCUUUGCUUUGCUUUCUCUAUGUCGCCUUUCACCAUUUUUAGGGUGCACCAAAUUUGGGCUGGAUUCAUCAUACUAGUAUAUAAUGGGGUUGUCGGUGGAGUCAGAUGGCAGGGGCAAAAGCCUUGGCUUGUCUGCAUUUGCGCUGCCUCUCUGACCUUCUCCGCAGCGUGCUGUAGCUCCGAUGGCUUCUUCCACGUUCAGCAGAUGGUUGAGGCCAGAGGUGUACCCACUCUUUGCGGCAGUUGGUGUUGCUGUUGGUAUCUGUGGCGUGCAACUGGUGCGAAACAUCUCCACCAACCCCCAAGUUAGGGUUAACAAACAAAACAGAGCUGCAGGUGUGCUCGAGAAUUUUGGUGAGGGGGAGAAGUAUGCAGAACAUAGCCUGCGAAAAUUUGUCAGGAACAAAGCCCCUGAAAUCAUGCCUGCUGUGAACAAGUUCUUUUCAGAUCCAAAAUGAAGGGUUAUGCCGGAUUGAUCUCCAUUUUUUGUACAACUCUGUAUCACUCUAUGUUGUUUCCAAGAAUUGUUUAUGUUGUUAUGGUAAAUAUACCGACAAAUGGAGUUAUCUUUUGUCCCUACAUCUAUUUGAUGAAGUUCUAUUCUUGUAGUA